Myzus persicae (green peach aphid) is the source of this 2128-nucleotide messenger RNA. RefSeq lists its product as uncharacterized. The transcript is spliced from 7 exons. The coding region runs from base 118 to 1086 and encodes 322 amino acids. The record is from RefSeq and is a predicted model, not a curated record. Lineage: Eukaryota; Metazoa; Arthropoda; Insecta; Hemiptera; Aphididae.
GGCAGUGGAUGUAUCGAUUCAACUUUAAUUUUCAUGACCCACGACUGUGGCACAAAACUAUGCCGUAAGCUUUUAUUCCCGAGAGAAUAAUCCGACAAGAUAACAACCGCAAAAACUAUGACGGUGACGAACCGGGAGAAACGAUGCGAUGUCCGUACGUCACAUAUUUUGUCCGCUGCGUGCAAUUUGAUUAACAAGCGAAACGCCGUAGAGUCCAAAUUUUCCGCGUCGCCGGAUUCGAGCUGCGCCAAAAAUGUUGGUGAAGAUUAUAGUCCCAUGACUUUACCGACACCAGAGGAUUCAACUGCUUCGUGGUUAGAUGCCGAGGAUAGUUAUCAAGUCACUGAUUUCUUGGACGAAGCGUCGCGUAUACUUCACAACGAAGAAGACUUUUCUGACGCAUGUCACGAUCGACUACGGUCUGAAUAUGAACAAUGGAAAAGAAUUCCUCACUUAAGAAUAAUUGGAAAACGAAUUGAGUAUUCAUGUGAAAAGACUCUGGAGGAUGAUAAACAAAGUUGCCAGGUUGACAGUAGACCGUCAACCGCCGCUAACAACGGGGAUUUACAUUUACUGCGCAAUCAAGUAAUAAAUAUCAUGACGGAAACUUUAUGGCGACGAAUAUUAGACAAAACUAGCAUCAAAAGUGUGGGCCAAAGGCAAUCUGCGUUAGAAACACGACGAAAUUCUUACGGUCGAAUAGAGUCUGCAUUAAUUGUUUCAUCGAUACUGCCGGCUAACAGACCGUCAAUAAUGAUUAAAUCCCGUUCGAAUUUAGAAACGGUUAGCCAAACCAGUGGACUUGUAUCCCGACAUCAAAAUAACAAAGAAUAUAGUAAACAGCCACGGCCAAAAAACAAAUUCAAUGUUUUGCCACCUAUCGAAACACAUCAAAUGAGGAUAGUGGACAAAAAGAAACGUUGGUUUUCGGCCAUUAGCACACCUGGUAGAAACCACACAUUACCGAGACCAGUGACUUCGGUUGCGACUCACGUCAACACUUCGAUAAACGUGUGUUUUGACAUAUCUAUCGACGGCAAGAGCAUCGGAAGCUUAAAGAAAAAAGGUUACUGUUCGCCGUCGUGAUCACGCAGCCGACGUGAAAAUAUUCCGCGAUCGCGUUUACCUGCAAAAAAUUACUGCAUGCGUUAAAAAAAAAAUCUGUUUAAAAUAAUAAUAAAGCCAACAUAUUUUCGUCAAUACAGUAUAAUGUAAUAUUAUUAUUAUUAUAUUGUUUUAAUAUCAUACCCGUUGUCCCGACGGUACGAUAUAUAGACAAUAACCACGUCGGGCCGCGCAGAACACCGUUGCCCGCAUAUAUUAUAAUAUGAUAAAAUAUGUUAUGCGUGUAUCGUACGCACAUAAUAUAAUAUUAUAAUAAUAUCGUCGUCGACCGCUGUUUUUACUUUUUUUUAAGGUUUUUUUUUUUCCACUAGGAAACUAGGUAUAUAGGUAUAGCGCGUAACCGUUCGCGUACAGCCGCGGCCCGUCGCCGACGACGACGACGCUGCCGCCGCCGCCGCCACAUCCUAUAUUUACGAUUUAUAUUUACUCUUCCCCGCCACGAUUCGCCUCCACCUCUCCGCCGCACACCGCUUCCGCUUCCACGGCGAACUUGUGCGGUGCGAGCGACGAUUUUACGUACGUUUAUAUAUUUAUUUUUUUCCCCGUUUUUAUUUUCGUGCACGCCGACUCGCGCACGCCCGCCGUAAGGUCAGCGCGACCGAAGGUGAGUCGGUUUGGCAGACGAAUAAUUAUUAUUAUCGUCGUCGUCGUUUGAUUGUGCGAGCGCACACAAUAAUAUAUAAUAUUAAUACAGUGUACUUGCGAGUGUUGCGACGCUGUGCGGUAUCGUUGUGACGAGCGAAAUAUCAUUUACGCGCGAUAAUGUCGACGAUGGAACGCGUAAAUAUCAUGUAUAUCCUGCCGCGGCGGCCGUGCCAGUAGUGCGGUGGUCCUGCGACUAGAGUCCUGCGAAUCGCAAGGUUAGGCUAACCUGCCGCUGUUACGAUAAGGGACGGUCGCACUCGGCCCGACAAGUCUCGUCGUCGGCCGGUCGGUCGGCGAUUUUUCAGACGUUUUUUUUCCCCCGAUUUUUCUUGGCCCGGAUCCGGCGGUCGUCGUACGC